UGGAGGGAGUGUUUGUGGAGGAAGGGCUGCUGGCAGCGGCAAAGCGUUCGGCAGCCCCGGCCAUGCGCUCCAGUCUGGAGCACAUGGUUGACAGGAAGGGGAUCAGGCGUCGGACCAUCCUGUUGUGGCUGCUGACCAUGCGUCUGACACUCAUCAGCAGGACCCCGAACCGGAGCAGACGGCGGUGGCUGUGCCCUCGCCGUCCACUUUGACCCUGUGGGGUUCUGUCCUCUCUGGGGGGAACAGUCUCUCUGGCCUGGGGGCUGGGAGCUCCAGCAGGUGUGGGGGUCAUCACUGCUGGCCUGCUUUGAGCUGCUACAAUCCUGGGUAGUGAGAUGGGAGACACUUGCCGACCAAAAAUAUAGCCUACAUAAGAGUUUUGUCUUAAUGGACUUGUCCAGAAAACGUCAAAUGUAAUACAUUCAUCAACUUAACGUUGCUAGAUCCCUUAAUACCCCCAGGAUAAAAUGAGUGGGUUGAAAUUGACAAGAUUAUGGACAUGCACGUGGUAAACAUCAAUGGCUAGGUUGCCAAAUGGACAAUCAAGACUUACACUUUGAUACACGCUGAAUUUGGGAGUAGAGAGGAAAGGUGAUGGGGACUGCAACGUCUCCGUUCACCAGCUUCGUACGUCUUAACCGAAGAGGUUGAGAACUGAAAAUACAACUCAUUAAGGUAGCGGCGGGCCAUGCAACAAACUUUUUAAAAUGUGUUGUGUUUCUCGACUAUGACCACACAUUUUGAUUAACCAAAUGCAAUCCCACAGCGAUCCAACAUUUUUUAUGCGAAUCUGGAUGAGGCAGGUAGAUGUAGAAUGUAUGUUUGACGGUUAUGAUCAGAAAUGUUUAAAUGUUGACCUGUUUGGUAGACAAAGGGUUAAGGAAGAAGACACGAACUACGCGUGCGCAUACUUUCAAUUGACCAUCCUACCCCCAAGCCGGCCGGCCAAGUAGUGAAUGUGGAUAGUGCAAGUCUGAAGAAUGGGGACACGUCAAGAGACGUUUAGUGAUUUUAACAUAAAGUUUAAUGCAUUAAAUGAAAAUGCUAGUUUCUCGAGUGGGGAUUGUAUGACCGGUGAGAUAUCCUUCGUACUUUCGACGAUAACAAAGCUUAGGUCUAUAGAAAUAUCCCUAAAUGGGAAAGCCCAUGUUUUUUGGAGAACAUGUACGGGUAGCCUUCGGAGGCGUAGGAUAAAAAACCAUUCGGCAAAUAAGGAUGUAUUCAAUUUCAGAGCGGUGGUGUUGGAGGAAAACACUGCAAUUGGCCCCACAAUACUUCAACCAGGAGCCCAUGUCUACCCCUUCACAUGCCAUCUACCAGAAGGCAACUUCCCAUCCACAUUUCAUGGGAUCCAUGGACGUGUGGUCUACUCCCUGAAGGUUGAGAUACGACGACCAUGGCAUCUUGUCAAGGAGUUUCAGGUGGAAUUUAACUAUGCAAAUCACAUUGAUGCCAACCAGCCAAAGCUUCUGGCACCUCUGUCAGGCUCAGUAGGCAAGAUGGUGUGCUGUCUAUGGUGUGCCUCGGGCCCAGUCGAAAUGACUGUGCGCAUUGACAGGGAUGGCUUUGUCCCAGGGGAAACCAUUACCAUCAUGUGUGAGUUCAGCAACGCUUCAACAAGGGAUGCCACACCAACUGCAUCACUUACCCAGCACCAGAAGUAUUCCACUUUGACUCGAUCCAAAAAGAAAAUCGAUCUCAAAACUCUGGAUUCAGUAACAGGAAAGCCAGUGAAGAGUGGGACCCUGCAGGCCUACAGUGAAAUGUCUCUGACCAUCCCUGACACGUCUCUCUCCAUCUCCAACUGUUCCAUCAUCGAGGUGGUCUACACUGUGCUGGUGACUCUGUCUAUCGACUGGUCCACUGACAUCUCGGUAACCCUCCCCAUUGUGAUGUGUGAUCUUCCUGUUCACACAUCACCAGACACUAAUGUUUAUCAAAACUAGAGAACAUCGACUCGUUUUGAUGUUUUUAAUUAUAAGAUGUAUCGUGUGCGUGAGAGAGUAGGAAAUGUGCCAGAAAGCUGGUGCAGAUUCCCUAUCUUUUUGUCCCUACCAGUAUUAGUUUAGCAGUGUAGUCAUUACUAAUAUUGGUGCAUAGUUAAGAAUAAUCAAAAAGUUCCAAAUGGCUUAUAUAUUAUGAGAUGAUAUGCUGUCACAUAUAUCCAUUAUUUAUGUCAGAUGGUCUUAUUUUAGAGUAGAAUUAAAUAUUGUCUUGAAGACAUUUAGUCAAACGUCAGUAAUUUUAUUUAAAUAUUGUCAACACUCCUGGUUUACUCCUGGCUACACUUGAAUGUCAGUGGUAUUGUGUUCAGUGGAAAAAACACAUCCCAAUACACUUUUAACAGCUGAUGUAAGAUAUACUGCUUGCGGUAAUGUUACCAUGUGUGUGUGUCAGAUGUUUUGUAUUUAUGUAUUUAUUCAAAGCUACCUCAAAAACGGAAGUGUUCCACAAUACCAAUUUUUAAGUUGAUAAAACAUCCUACAGGGAAAUACAGUGUACAAUGGGGUGUCCAUGUAGUUUGAAAUGUCAGAGAUGUUUACUCACUUUAUCAAUAAAUCAAAUGGUCUUAAGCCACAAUAACU
Molecule: messenger RNA, 2585 nt
Organism: Osmerus eperlanus (European smelt)
Lineage: Eukaryota; Metazoa; Chordata; Actinopteri; Osmeriformes; Osmeridae
Product: arrestin domain-containing protein 3-like
Exons: 6
Coding region: 981-1946 (321 amino acids)
Biological process (GO): protein transport
Cellular component (GO): plasma membrane; cytoplasm
Source: RefSeq, a predicted model, not a curated record